UUGAAGUCCAUCAAGGGUUGGGACACCAGCGUCCGCACAGAUUGCAGCUACUACGGCAAAGAAAAUAUUUUUUCCCACACAAGAGGUUGACUGUGUGCCUGAUAUCCGUUUUCAGAGCGCGUGGUCUGUCCGUCUUUUUUCGGUCUUGGCUUUUAAGGAUUGCUGUCUUGACACAGCGAAGGGAUUUGCAGAAGAACAUGGUGAUCAAAGUUUACAUAGCAUCGUCCUCCGGAUCGACAUCGAUCAAGAAGCAGCAGCAGGAUGUCAUGGGGUUCCUGGAGGUCAACAAGAUCGCCUUCGAGGAGUGCGACAUCGCCAACAGCGAGGAGAACAGGAAAUGGAUGAGGGAAAACGUCCCGGAAGAUGCCCGACCGACCACAGGGAACCCCCUGCCCCCACAGAUCUUCAACGACGAGGGAUACUGUGGGAACUAUGAGGCCUUUUUUAAUGCCCGGGAGGACAAUGUUCUCUACGCGUUUCUUGGCUUGACCGCUCCCCCUGGGUCAAAGGAGGCAGAAGCUGCUGCCAAAAAAGGACUGCAGUAGCCUAGUCUUCCUCUCUUCUCUUGCACUCCUCCUCCUCCUCCUCCUCCUCCUCCUCAUGUCCACCCCUCCCUCCUUCCCUUCACUGGUACUGCAGCUUUGCCUCCUUUGGAGAACUUAUCCACUCCAGCCUUCAGUGACAAACAGAUCCAGAUGAUCCCUCAGAAGAAAAACAUACUGUUUUGCCCUGCUUUUGUAGUUGGGCAAGCCUUUAUUUGUUCAUAGCAAUCUCAAGCAUCACCUACAAAUAGAUCAGAAAAUCCUAUUUUCAUACACAGUAUAUUUUGCAGCAUUAAUUCAACAUUCAGAGAGUUGAAUUUCUAGUUGGUCCGACUCUCUUAGAGUUGAAUUGAAAUAUACUGUGUAGAUUUCUACAUUGGUCUUUAACAAUCUCAAGUGCUGCUGUGUCUAUUGUUGAACAUAAAUGACUUCUGAAUGUGUUCAUGUAUGUACUUCUGAUGAUAGUCUGUAUAACAGGUAGGCUAAUUAGGUUAUGGGUCAAAGAUGUUUUUUUUUGUGUGGCUCAGGCGUCAGGUGCCGCAACAGCAUCUAAUGCCCAUUCAAUUAAUUAGUAAUUGGUGGUUGAUAUGCUGCAAUGAAUAUGCUUCUUUUAUACUGCCCUACAAUAUCAGAACGCAGUAUCUUGAAAAUGGUCGAAAAUGGGUUUAGACCGGAAAUUGGCUUUAAAAUACCUUCUUUUUCUUGUGUUAAAAUUUUUUGGCCCAACUUGGUCCCGUUUCGGAAAAAAAACGCAAAAAACUGAUUAUACUGCGCUUUUUGGUUUUAGGAGGUUACGUCGUACUAGCCAAGAACGCAGUAUAAUGCGAAUUAUACUGCACUUCUCCAUUGACACCGUGGUUUUGGUGUAGACAGUAAUACCACAACAGAACGCAGUAUAAUGAUUUUUCAGCUAAAAAGUAAUGAGAAUGUUGGUUUUUUUGCUUUUUUCUUGUGUGCAUAAAUUUUCACCAUAAAAAAGUAUUAUAUGGAAGUGUCAUCACCACUUUACCUCCAACACAGUCGCGUGGACAGAAAGGAAACUUUAAAGCCUUUUUUCUCAGUUUGCCAUUUUGAAUUAUACUGCGUUCUGAAAUUGUAGGGCAGUAUAGUCUACUAAACUAAAAACAAAAAUCCACACAAUAGUGGUACUGGCUAUUGUUGCACCGGCCUGACGUGUGCUACUGCUGAAACAUCACUGACCCCAGCUGCAACUUACAUGGAUAGGCCAUUCAUAUUUACAUUUGUCCACCGUCCCUGAUUAUCAGCAUACUUGCUAGCAAUGAAUGUGCAUCUUGAUGAGUUUAUUUGGUCAAAGGACAAUAUUGUCGGAUGUCCAGUAAAAGCAUUUUGUAUGUCAUUCUGUUGACUGUGACACGUUGUAUUGAAGAUACAAGAAAUAGUGCCUCUUUCACAACACUGCGCGAUCCUCUGAAUGUAGCCUACAAAUGAAAAAAAAAAACAUAGUUAAGCCUUUGCUUGCAAUUACACCCCAAGCCUUGCUGUCCGCGGCUGAGCAUUUAAUUAAGUCAAAGGGCUACUAUGAGAAUAAUAUCUAACAGUUUCUCCAGAUUGACAAGCUUAUGCUUACAAUGGAGCCGAUUGCAGUAGUCUUAUUCUUAAUUGUGCUUUUUGUAUGAACAUUUUUUUUGUGCGUCACUGUAUGUCUUAAGUUUUUUGCUUCUUUUAUUUGUACUCUCUUUGUUAUAGUCAAGUGCACAAUUUUCUACUUGAUAGGGAAAUUAGAGAAAAAUAAAUAAAUAAAGGUAGACUGCAAGAAAGACAAAGAACAUGCCAAAAAUGUGUAUGACUAUGUUAUGAAAGGGAGCAGAGAAAUAAACAAUUGUAUUGUGA
Engraulis encrasicolus (European anchovy) is the source of this 2393-nucleotide messenger RNA. RefSeq names its product SH3 domain binding glutamate-rich protein like (gene sh3bgrl). The transcript is spliced from 4 exons. Bases 198 to 545 code for a protein of 115 amino acids. The record is from RefSeq and is a predicted model, not a curated record. NCBI's taxonomy places the organism in Eukaryota, Metazoa, Chordata, Actinopteri, Clupeiformes, Engraulidae. Gene Ontology annotation, cellular component: cytoplasm.